AUGGCCAUACCUAAUUUCGAUGAUUUGCCCAUGGUAAAGGGCAUGCCCAAUGGCUGUGCGUGGGGUGUGUUUGAUAAGGAAGGCAAGAAGGAUAUGCUGGGCACACUCAAUCUUCUGACGCCCGACAUCGUAGCGUCAGCCGCAACGGAGAUCAAGGAGGGGGUAUCAAUAUCGCUCAAUUGGCCUCUGAAUGGCAUCAAGAUACCCUUACCCGGCCGUAGAUCGCCAGCUCACAAGGUCAUGUCCCUUUCCUCAAGUGGGAUGAUGCCACCUGGUUCCCAUGGCUGGGAUGAUGAGCUCGAGUUCAACACGCAAUUCAGCAGCCAGUGGGAUAGCCUGGUCCACGUACAACACCAACCCUCUGGUCUAGCAUACAAUGGGAUCAAGCCAACCCAGGAGAACCUCCAUUCUCGCGGGGGCCUUGUAGGCCGGGGCGUACUUAUCGACUUCAAGGAGUAUAUGGAGUCUCAGUCUAAACCAUAUCACUAUUUCGAUGGGUAUCGAAUCACUAUUGAGGACGUAGAGAAGGUUGCACGUCAUCAGGCAAACCUUUCAGCGGAAGAUUUGGAUAAAAUGAAGGCCGCGAAGUUAUCAGGGUUGCACGGGACAUCUGACACAGCCAAAUGGAUUUGGGACAAGCACUUCUCAGCUGUAGCAGGCGACAGCCAGUCAUUCGAGGCAUAUCCACCGAUCAAGCCGGAUGGUACAGAAGGGGGUCCGCAGGAUUUAGUUCUGCACCAAUAUUUACUUUCACUAUUUGGCAUGCCCAUAGGAGAGUUGUGGGACUUGAAAGCGCUCUCCUCCUAUUGUAAGAAGACAAGCCGGUAUUCAUUCAUGCUGACAUCAGCACCACUAAAUCACCCUGGGCUUAUUGCCUCCCCGCCGAACGCGCUAGCGAUCUUUUGA
Diaporthe batatas is the source of this 906-nucleotide messenger RNA. RefSeq lists its product as uncharacterized. The record is from RefSeq and is a predicted model, not a curated record. NCBI's taxonomy places the organism in Eukaryota, Fungi, Ascomycota, Sordariomycetes, Diaporthales, Diaporthaceae. Gene Ontology annotation, molecular function: arylformamidase activity. The transcript has 5 exons. The coding region runs from base 1 to 906 and encodes 301 amino acids.